This is a messenger RNA of Laccaria bicolor S238N-H82, 195 nucleotides long. RefSeq lists its product as uncharacterized. NCBI's taxonomy places the organism in Eukaryota, Fungi, Basidiomycota, Agaricomycetes, Agaricales, Hydnangiaceae. The coding region runs from base 1 to 195 and encodes 64 amino acids. The transcript is spliced from 3 exons. The record is from RefSeq and is a predicted model, not a curated record.
AUGGUCAAUCCAUCCCUCAAUUGUAUUUCGGCUGAUUUUCUCAAAGCCAACCUGUUUUACAACAAUGACAAUAUGCAUCCAGCACAAAGGAGUAAGCCAGUCAUGGUAUUUGGCAGGAUGUGGUGCGUUUUCAGGCUUCUGUUUUUGACCUUGAGGAGGUCUUGUCUCUCCCCCACAUGUUCUGAUCAGUGCUGA